AGGAGGCCAGGUCUCCCUGCUGCUGUCGAGGGGCGCCUUGGCCUGAGUGGGGAGAGCCGCGCGUUCCCAUCUCCUCAGUUCUUGAUGGUGGACGUUUGGUUUGGUUUUUUGGUUAGGUUUUCUGGUCUGAACUGACAUAAUCCAGACUAGCCUCAGACUCAUGAUCCUCUUGCUUCAGUCACUGGGGUAUGGAAAGGACACGUGUAUACCUCCACUUUGGGGCAGGACAGGAGGCAGGGUCUCAUAGCCCAGGCUGCCUUUGAACUCCAUUUGUAUACACGCAUCCCUGUGAACUCCUGACCUUUACUCCAGAGUGAUCCCGGGUUUUGUGGUACAGGAACUCAGGGCCUAACACACUAGCUUCCCUUGUCGCUGCUGAAGACAGCGCAGAAUCAUCCCAUGUUGGUGGAGCUGAAGAAUGGGGAGACGUACAACGGGCACCUGGUGAGCUGCGACAACUGGAUGAACAUCAACCUCCGCGAGGUGAUCUGCACGUCGCGGGACGGUGACAAGUUCUGGAGGAUGCCUGAGUGCUACAUCCGUGGCAGCACCAUCAAGUACCUGCGCAUCCCUGAUGAGAUCAUCGACAUGGUGCGGGAGGAGGCCGCCAAGGGCCGAGGGCGAGGAGGACCGCAGCAGCAGAAGCAGCAGAAAGGCCGAGGCAUGGGAGGCGCUGGCCGAGGUGUGUUCGGUGGCCGGGGCCGGGGUGGCAUCCCAGGUGCAGGCCGAGGCCAGCCCGAGAAGAAGCCAGGGCGGCAGGCAGGCAAGCAGUGAACAGUCCCAGCCUGAGCUGAGCCCAGGACGGUGGGCGAGGCCUCAGGGCACCUUUGUGUGAAGCCCCACUUGGCAUUCUGGUCCAGUGAAGUCCCUGGCUGACCGCUGACUCAGUUUCUGGAAGGUUCCGAGUCUGAGGUACCUGUGGAGCCUUGGACGCCCUUUGAAGGACUGACUUCUUCCAGGCAUGUUUGAGUUUCAGUUGGAGCUGCAGGCUCAGCACAUGGCGGCUCGCCUGUCCUUUACCAGCCGCACCCCGUACGUCUUCUGUUUGAAAAAUAAAAGCAAACACCAUAGAA
Messenger RNA from Mus pahari (shrew mouse), 1073 nucleotides. RefSeq names its product LSM4 homolog, U6 small nuclear RNA and mRNA degradation associated (gene Lsm4). Gene Ontology annotation, molecular function: U6 snRNA binding. The transcript has 5 exons. The coding region runs from base 400 to 774 and encodes 124 amino acids. NCBI's taxonomy places the organism in Eukaryota, Metazoa, Chordata, Mammalia, Rodentia, Muridae. Gene Ontology annotation, biological process: spliceosomal snRNP assembly; mRNA splicing, via spliceosome; P-body assembly. The record is from RefSeq and is a predicted model, not a curated record. Gene Ontology annotation, cellular component: spliceosomal tri-snRNP complex; U6 snRNP; P-body.